Mucor velutinosus is the source of this 1509-nucleotide messenger RNA. RefSeq lists its product as uncharacterized. The transcript has 2 exons. Bases 1 to 1509 code for a protein of 502 amino acids. The record is from RefSeq and is a predicted model, not a curated record. Lineage: Eukaryota; Fungi; Mucoromycota; Mucoromycetes; Mucorales; Mucoraceae. Gene Ontology annotation, molecular function: FMN binding; oxidoreductase activity.
AUGUCUCAUACUCAACAAAAUACCGUGGUCGUUGUGGGCGGUGGUUUAGCAGGCCUCACUGCUGCUGUAGAAGCUCAUAAUCAAGGUAAUACCAAAGUUAUCUUGAUUGACAAGGAGAAGAACAUUGGUGGCAAUUCAAUGAAGGCUACUUCUGGUAUCAAUGCCAUCGAACCAUUGAGCAAGGAUACUCGUGAAGCAUUUAUCCAAGAUACACUCAAAUCUGGUGCUGGAAUUAGUCAUGAGGAUCUUGUCACAAAGUUAGUGGAUGAAAGCAGACCCGCUCUGGAUUGGUUGAUCAAGGAGAGUGAAGUAGAUGGUGUUCCUUCUUUGGACCUGUCUGUCGUUUCUCGCUGCGGUGGUCAUUCUCAUGGUCGUACCCUUCGCUGUCCUGCUCAGAAUGGUCGUCCUGUACCCGUAGGUUGGAAAUUAGUAGAGACCCUCAAGAAGCGUUUUACUUCCUUUGAUGAUGCUGACGCUCAAAUCAUCACGAAUACUCGUGUCACCAACUUGGUCAUGGAAAACAAUGCUGUUGCAGGUGUCGAGAUUGUAAAGAAGGACCCCGAGACAGAAAAGGAAUCAAAAGAGGUAAUCAAGGCGGAUGCUGUGAUUUUGACAAGCGGUGGUUUCGGCGGACAAACUGGCAAGCAUUUACCUGACGGUCAAAGCACAUUGCUGAGUGAAUUUGCUCCUCAGCUGGUACACACAGCCACUACAAAUGGCCCCUGGGCUGCUGGUGAAGGUGUACGUCUUGGCUUGGCAGUUGGAGCAGGCAUGAGAGAUAUGGAUCAAGUGCAAGUGCAUCCUACAGGUUUCGUUGAUCCCAGUAACCCAACUGCUCCUACAAAGUUCUUGGCUCCUGAAGCGCUCCGAGCUUAUGGCGGUGUUCUUUUGAAUGGCGAGGGUAAGCGUUUCACAGAUGAGUUGACCUUGCGUGAUAAAGUCACUGCUGCUGUGAAUCGCCAAUCUGGUACGAUCCACUCUCGUCCCAACAGUUUCAUGAGCAAGACAUUGCCUGAAACGUAUGCUGCUGCUUAUAUGGUACUGACUGAUGAAGCUGUAGAAGGCUUUGGCAAGAGUACAUUGGGAUUCUACGCUUCUAAGGGUUUCUUUACACAAGCAGAGGGCCUCGAGAAGUUAGCCAAAGUGUUGGAUGUAGAUGUAAAACAAUUGGAACAAGAAUUCAAGGAGUACGACACUCAUGUUGGACAAGAGAAGCCUGAUAGCACUGGAAAGACGUUCUUUCCUAGUCCUCUUUCUGGUCCUACUACGUACUGGGUUGGUCUAAUCACUCCUGUUGUACAUUAUACUAUGGGCGGUCUUGAUAUGAAUACAGACGCUGCCAUCCUAGCCGAAGAUAAUAGUAAAGUUAUUCCUGGAUUGUAUGGUGCUGGUGAAGUCACUGGUGGUGUUCAUGGCCAUAACCGUCUGGCUGGUAACUCUCUUUUGGAAUGUGUUGUGUUUGGUAGGACUGCUGGUCGCAAUGCUGCUCUCUACGCCAAGAAGCACUGA